AUGUCUUCCACGGAGAAGGAGGUCCCCAAGGGCACUCACGUCGAGGGCACCGAGGACCAUGCCAUCAGUGCUGCUCCUGUACAUGACAGUAUUCAUAACGCAGCUGGAAGGGGCCAGCUUGCCACCGACAAAUAUGGACAUUCUCUCGUCGAAUUCGACCCCGUAGCAGUACGAAAGCUGCGAUGGAAACUCGACUUGCACACCAUUCCUACCGUCGCACUGUUGUAUCUCUUUUGCUUCAUCGAUCGUGCCAACAUUGGUAACGCAAGAAUCGCCGGCCUUGACAAGGACCUCGAACUCAAAGGCUACGACUACAACAUGAUCCUCUCCGUCUUCUACAUCUCCUACAUUCUCUUCGAGAUCCCAGCCACGAUCGCCUGCAAAGCAAUGGGCCCCGGCUGGUUCCUCCCCAUCACAACCCUCCUCUUUGGCAUCGUCUCCAUCUGCACCGCCUUCGUCCAGGACCGUGCCGCCAUCUGCGGCGUCCGGUUCCUCCUCGGCAUCUUCGAGGCCGGCAUGCUUCCCGGCAUCGCAUACUACCUCUCCAGAUGGUACCAGCGCGCCGAGCUGACCUUCCGCCUGUCGCUCUACAUGGUGAUGGCACCCCUCGCCGGUGCCUUCGGCGGCCUCCUCGCCUCCGCGAUCCUCACUCUCGACUCCUUUGGCAGUCUGCACCGCUGGCGCAUGAUCUUCGCCAUCGAGGGCAUCGUCACCGUCGUCCUGGCCAUCAUCUCCUUCUGGACCCUCACCGACAGGCCUGAGACGGCAAAGUGGUUGACGCAGGAGGAGAAGGACCUCUGCGUCGCCCGCGUCAAGUCGGAGCGUGUCGGUGCCACGGAGGUGAUUGACAAGAUUGACAAGACAAAGCUCAAGCGCGGCAUGCUCAACCCCGUCACCCUCGAGAUCGCCAUCAUCUUCUUCUUCAACAACAUCACCGUGCAGGGCCUCGCCUUCUUCCUCCCCACCAUCGUCAGCAACAUCUACCCUACCUUCUCGACGGUACAGAAGCAGCUGUACAGCGUGCCGCCCUACGUUGUUGGCGCGUUCUUCACGGUGGCAUUCCCUGGUUUGAGUUGGUACCUCGAUAGAAGGCAAGUUCUCAUCGCCAUGAGCGCGCCGAUGGUCAUGGCGGGCUACAUCAUGUUCCUCGCUUCGGCCAUGGUCAUGGGCCCCAUGUCCAACGCCCACAUCAGCGCCAACGUCGUCAGUGAUACGGCGCGAAGCAGUGCCAUUGGUCUCAACGUCAUGUUCGGCAACAUCGGCGGUCUCGUAUCGACAUGGUCCUACCUCUCCUGGGACGCGCCCGACUUCCACAUCGGCAACGGUCUCAACCUCGGCGCGGCGAGCAUGAUUUUGAUCGUGGCGACAUCGGCGUGGUUCUGGAUGAAGUGGGAUAACAAGCGCCGCGACGAUCGUAGCAUCGAGGAGGAGCUUGCUGGGUAUACGGAGCAGGAGGUUCGGGAUUUGGAUUGGAAGCACCCUGCUUUCCGGUGGAGGACCUAG
Molecule: messenger RNA, 1503 nt
Organism: Colletotrichum scovillei
Lineage: Eukaryota; Fungi; Ascomycota; Sordariomycetes; Glomerellales; Glomerellaceae
Product: major facilitator superfamily transporter
Exons: 5
Coding region: 1-1503 (500 amino acids)
Biological process (GO): transmembrane transport
Cellular component (GO): membrane
Molecular function (GO): transmembrane transporter activity
Source: RefSeq, a predicted model, not a curated record